CCAAACACAACGGGGUACCUAGUCAGCAUUCCCGAAACCUAGGAUGCCCGACCGAGCGGUCGGCUUUUCCAAAGACGGGUCUGAGGAUCAAGGCUGGAAGCUGUACAUCACCUCGCUAGUCACCAUCCUAGUCGCCGGCCUGUUUGUGAUUGCAAGGUUAGUCACAAGGCUGGUGAGGCGAAACCCUGGAUGGGAUGAUGUCUCCAUAGUCGUCUCUCUGUCUUUCUCAAUUGUUCUAUCCAUAGCAAUCCAGUUGGCUGUAAGCCAUGGCUAUGGCAUGCACAAGGCCGACCUUACUCAGGCGGAGCUAGAGGCGGCUCUGAAGUGGUAUUUCAUCGCUCUCACGCCCUACAAGGUGACGGUAUGCCUCAACAAGGUCUCGGUCAUACUACUGUGCCUGCGGAUCUUUGUAUCCAAGUCAUUCCGCACUACCGCCUUCACCCUUUUAUUCAUCAUUGUCGGGUACAGCAUCGGCAGCAUCGCCGCCACCGUCUUCCAGUGUACACCGAUCCAAGGAGCAUGGCUCCCGGACUCGGGCGCAACUUGCAUCGACCCGGACAAGUUCUGGGUUGCGUAUGCUGUUUUAAACAUAACAACCGAUGUCAUGGUUUUGGUGUUACCAGUUUGGCCCAUCCUGAACCUGCAACUGGGUCUGCGGGAUCGUCUGCUGCUCUGCGGAGUCUUCGUCGUGGCCGCCUUCGUCACGAUCGCCGCCAUCCUCCGCACCACCUCAGUGCCAAACUCCCCGGAGAACCGAGAAGACCCAACCUACUAUUUCGUUAACCGCGGCGUCUGGACCCUCCUCGAAGCCAACCUCGGCAUCAUCAGCGCCUGCCUGCCCAUCCUCAAGCACCCGCUCACCCGCCUCUUCCCUCGCCUCUUCGGCACCACGAACACCGACACCAACACAAACACCACCGCCAACGCCACUACGGCGCCGAACACCAACCCCGAUCGCCACCCUAACAGCAGCAUCGGUGACUACUGGCCCACCACCGCCCCAACCCACCGGCCUUCCCCAAACCCACGCUUCUGGCGCCAUUCCCUGUCGAAGCACUCCCCGUCAAAGCACGAGCGGGCCGUGUCUGGCGGGGCGGGGCCGCGUAGGAGCGAUGAGCAUCACAUUGUGGGAGGGUCGCUCAAGGGCGGCAGCAACGACACCAUUGAGCUGGAGGACCGGUUGGGGUCGAGAUUGGGGAGGAGGUGGUCUUCAGAGUCGUUUCGUGGGGAGGGGAGGGAGGUGGGUUGA
This is a messenger RNA of Chaetomium fimeti, 1249 nucleotides long. RefSeq lists its product as uncharacterized. The record is from RefSeq and is a predicted model, not a curated record. Lineage: Eukaryota; Fungi; Ascomycota; Sordariomycetes; Sordariales; Chaetomiaceae. Bases 44 to 1249 code for a protein of 401 amino acids. The transcript is spliced from 3 exons.